Molecule: messenger RNA, 4783 nt
Organism: Chanos chanos (milkfish)
Lineage: Eukaryota; Metazoa; Chordata; Actinopteri; Gonorynchiformes; Chanidae
Gene: arhgap12b
Product: Rho GTPase activating protein 12b
Exons: 18
Coding region: 386-2932 (848 amino acids)
Biological process (GO): regulation of GTPase activity; signal transduction
Cellular component (GO): cytoplasm
Molecular function (GO): protein binding
Source: RefSeq, a predicted model, not a curated record
UAUGUUCGAUUCUACUCAAAGGGUGGCGCAAUCGCUUUGUGGCGCCGUGAGGGGGCUUUGAGUGGAUUCGGUCAUCCAGCAACACCGUCCAUCAAAGUUGUCAGACAAGGCGAGGCGGGAGAGCCCAGACACGCGAACGCGCAGAUACUGGAUGGGAACGAGGCGUUAGAGUGGUGUGUUGACCUGAGCGCGCAGUAGCCUGGAGUUACCGUGUCAGAGAGUACGAGGCAACAAAAAAGUUUAUUCCUAAACCUCUCCGAUAAAAUAGGCUUUUUGGGAAGAGCGCCGAACACAGCUGAUAGAGAGAACUGUGCAGAGGAACCCAGUGAGAUGUGGACCCUUCCAGCCCCUGGACUGUGAGACCCACACAGACCCAGUGUGAGUCAUGUCAGAGAGGGAUGGGCACUAUGACCGGCCAAUGGCUCCAGGCCAGGUCUACAUUGAGGUGGAGUAUGAUUACGAAUACAAGGCUAAAGACAGACUCAUCUCCAUAAGACAGGGAGAAUGCUACCAGCUAGUGCGCAAAACCAACGAGGACUGGUGGCAGGUCCGUGGAGAGGAGGGCACCAAAGCCUUCUACGUGCCAGCCCAGUAUGUCCGAGAGGUACGGCGGGCGCUCAUGCCGCCCCUGAAACCUCUGCUCCCGCCGGGAGCGCUCCGACCCAAACCCACCAUGCUGGAUCUCAGCCGAUCGUCCAAUGAGAAUCUCAGCCAACGCUCGGGGGAAAUGUCCAGCUUCGGGCGUCCGUCUCCCUCGAACACACCCUCCCCGUCUCCCGGGCAGCACACCCCCCCUUCGCUGCUGCGGGACGCCAAUCAAAACCCGGGCAUGAAGGGCGUGCUGGCAGAGCUUUCCCUCCUUAGCAACUAUAACCAUCACCAUGGUAACACGUUGCCCCGCACGCGGGCAGAGUCACCGCCAGACGGUGAGCGGGGUAGCCAGGGUAACCUUCCGGGCGGGUUGCCGUUGGAUACGGACACGUGCGCGUCCCUUCACGGUGACUCACCUGGGGAAGGAUCGGAAAAACUGCGGAACGAUUCGGAGUCUGGAGAUGAGCUUAGCAGUAGCUCCACAGAGCACAUGCAGACGGUGUCUCCCACCGGGCAGGGUCGUGCUGAAUCUCCUGUCUACACGAACCUGCAGGAGCUGAAGAUCUCCCAGUCUAGCCUGCCACCCCUGCCCUCCUCCUCUCCCCUGCACAUACUGGGAGACUGGGAGACGCAUAAGGACCAGAGCGGACGGCACUUCUACUACAACCGCACUACGCAAGAGAGGACCUGGAAACCACCUCGCAUGAGAGACGCAGGGGGCAGCCGCGGGGACACAGCCAGCACGGGGGACAUGGAGCCACUAUCAUCUGAAGAGAACUGUCCCAGCACUCACUCUAGUCAGUCAGACAGUCAGUAUGGAUCGCCCCCUAGAGGCUGGUCAGAGGAACUGGAUGAGCACGGACACACACUCUAUGUGUGCGAAUAUACCAAUGAGAAGUGGAUAAAACACGUGGAUGAGCAGGGAAGGCCGUAUUACUACAGCGCAGAUGGGUCGCGUUCAGAAUGGGAACUGCCCAAAUACAAUCUCUCUCCACCAAACCCUGGAGACAGUGCGAAGAGUCGCAGCCUGGACAGGAAGCAGCCUGAUCCCAUUGUCCUGACCAAGUGGAGACACAGCACUUAUGUACUGGAGCUUAACGACAAGGAGUCUGGGAAUGUGCCCAAACAGAGCUCCCCUGACUCAGACUACUGCCCCUCAUCACCUAAACACCCCUCCACCCCAUCUGAGAAAUGUGGAGUCCUCAACGUCACCAAGAUCACUGAAAAUGGCAAAAAAGUCAGGAAAAACUGGGCCUCAACAUGGACGGUUCUACAGGGUUCUACUCUGCUCUUUGCUAAGGGUCAGGGUAGUGGCACUAGUUGGUUUGGAGGAAACCAGUCCAAACCAGAAUUUACCAUUGACCUUCGAGGAGGUUCAGUGGAAUGGGCAUCCAAAGACAAAUCCAGCAAGAAACAUGUUAUUGAGCUGAAAACCCGACAGGGCACAGAACUGCUGAUUCAGUCUGAGAUUGAUAGUGUUAUCAAUGACUGGUACAGAGCCCUCACUGAAACAGUCAAUACACAUGCCUGGGAGUCUGAUGAAGCUAUUGAAGAAGACAUGCCAGAAUCUCCAGGAACAGAGAAACAAGACAAAGAAAAAGAUCACAGAGACUCAAAGAAAUCCAGAGCCAUGAAGAAUUCUGCCAGCAUGGAAUCAUCAGAGCAGAAGAAGACGAGAGUCAAACUAAAGAAGUUUCUCACACGCAGACCUACUCUACAAGCUGUCAGAGACAAGGGUUACAUCAAAGAUCAGGUGUUUGGUUCCAGUCUGACCAGUCUGUGUCAGAGAGAGGGGACACUGGUGCCCAACUUUGUCAAGAUGUGCAUUGAUCAUGUUGAGAACACAGGGUUGAAUAUUGAUGGCUUGUACAGAGUCAGUGGGAAUCUAGCAGUUAUUCAGAAACUGCGCUUUGCAGUCAAUCACGAUGAGAAGGUGAACCUGGACGACAGUAAGUGGGAAGACAUCCAUGUUACUACAGGUGCUCUCAAGAUGUUCUUCCGUGAGCUUCCGGAACCUCUCUUCACUUACAGCUCUUUCAAUGACUUUGUCAAUGCCAUCAAAUGUCCAGACUACAAGCAACGUGUCCAGUCAAUAAAAGAUUUAAUAAAGCUGUUGCCGAAACCAAAUCAAGAAACAAUGCAAGUUCUGUUCAAACACCUGAGAAGAGUGAUGGAGCAUGGGGAGAUGAACAGAAUGACGUCUCAGAGUGUGGCCAUUGUGUUUGGACCGACGCUGCUGAGGCCAGAGACGGAAACGGGCAACAUGGCCGUACACAUGGUCUAUCAGAACCAGAUUGUGGAGCUCAUCCUCCUGGAGUACGAAAACAUUUUCGGCAGGUAGAGAAGACACCCCCGGCCCGCGCCAGGGAGACAUCAGAAAUAUCACCGCAAACGCAAAAACCACAUCCAGGCCUUUUGACGAGCGUUCCCAUUGCUUUGGACCAAGCCUAUGAGAUACCAUAGAGAGGAUGUGCAUGAGCAGCUGUGAUUCAUGAGGAGUUUAAGUGAUUAAUACAGGAAACUAGUGAAGGACUCUAUGCACUUAAUAUUUUGAGCUUCGAAGAUGUACAGAUAUCAGUUUUCUCUCUCUUUUUUUUUUUUAAUUCGGUUUGCCAUUCCUGAGUGGUAGCUACCUCUGCUCAUGGCUGUGAAUAAGUCAGAAUGGACAUUGGGCAGCGUUGGACAGUACAUUGUUUAAUUGAGGACCUUUGGUGUGUGUGUGUGUGUGUGUGUGUAUGUGUGUGUAGUGUGUUUAAGUCAAAAUCAGGGUUGCUCAUCCUGCACUGGACUCGUAGUUUGGCCAGUAUUGACAAAAUGGAGAGGACUUUGUAUGGACUCAGUGGACGAGAGAGAGAGAGAGAAUUGUUGCGUGCUUUUUCUGAGGCAUGAUAACAGUUCAGGGUGAGAGAGAUGUUUGGGCAGAUGGGAAUGACAUACAUUUCAGUCUGGUGUACUCUGUCAUAUGGGCGGAGCUGGACACGCACUCUCUGGGUUUCCUCAGUCUUUUGGGAAUACGCUGCAAAUGAAUGGCAUUGGAAAUCAGCAUUACUGGACUUUAACUACUGAUUCGCAAGAAUAAAGAGCAUGGCUCCAAAAAAAGACUGUGGCUAACUAUCAGUAUUAGGACUAAGAUUUACUCUGCCCAGUGGAAAAGUCCAGAAAAUGUCACUGGUUCUCUUCUCCUCCUCCCUUCAAUUUAAAAUAGCCUUUCUCCUAAAAGACUGCAUUUCCACAUUUCUUCCCUAUUUCCACCCCCCCGCCCUCCUUCUUUCCCAGACUACUGGACAACAAAUACGCUCAUCUCAGUGUCUUCAUCCUGUCAUCCAAUGGGAUUACAGAAUGGAUACAACAGACUUUAGUGACAGAAGUGACCCAUGGAGAGACGUGAACGACAUGCUUGUGAUACGUGGCCUGUGGAGCCAGUUGUGUGUUUGGGUGUAUAGUGUUCAUCUGUGGACUGUAUUGGCCCUCACUGCUUGGACAGUCACAUGGUGUAUAGUGUAACAUGCUGCCUAAUUCCACUGUCUAAACAUUACAGGCCAGAAUUAAAGAACCGACUGGAAGAUUUUUUUUUUUUUUGCGUGAAAAAUAGAAACGUUUUUCUUUUUUUCCUCUCUGUUUUUUUUUUUUUCUUCCUUUGCUGGAAAAGCUACUGGAAAGGGAAACGGGAGAUGCUUUUGGUUCAGUCCUAACAUUAUCAACUCAAAAUCAGUACUGUGUUUCUCUUUUCUAUUAUUUUCUUCCUGCAUCUUUACAUCUCUGUCCUAAGCCUAAAUAUGAACUGACUCUGGACAGUCAGGACGGUACCAGAAAAAGUAUUACAUCAUGUUCUGAUGAAAGAUAUAAAUGCAUAUGUAAAAAAAAAAAAAGCCUUUUGUAAUGAAAAUCUUCAAAGAGCUUCUGUACAGAUGACCUUUAAAAAGACUUGAUGAAAGCCAGUUGUACAAGGAAAAAAAAAAAAAAGAAAAAAUCAAGAAUAACUGAAACGUGUUUGUUUUGAUGGAAUGUUACAGUAACAGCUGAAAAAAAGUGCUCUAAUUUUACAGAUGUAUACAGAAAGAAAAUAUUAAAAAAUUCCAAUAUUGAUUGCUUUAAAAGGAGGAAUUGAGCUGGAUUUUGAUGCAUUUUGAUCUUCACAUUUUGAAUGUAAUAUUCAGACUAACUGCUGUUUGUGACAUUGACUUGUCUAAUC